Engraulis encrasicolus (European anchovy) is the source of this 1230-nucleotide messenger RNA. RefSeq lists its product as uncharacterized. Bases 151 to 1230 code for a protein of 359 amino acids. The transcript has 4 exons. NCBI's taxonomy places the organism in Eukaryota, Metazoa, Chordata, Actinopteri, Clupeiformes, Engraulidae. The record is from RefSeq and is a predicted model, not a curated record.
UGUAGGACUGAGGUCUGGCCAGAGUACUUCACUGUGCCAUCGUUUACCUAUGAGGUUGAAUAUAUUCUGAGUCAGGGCAAUACAGCCUAUGAGAAGGAAGCAAAGCCCCUGAAGCUAACUAAAGAUCAGAAACACAACAUAUUGGAGGCAAUGGCUAUAGAGAUGUAUAAAUAUGCUGGGUACCCAAGUGGCAAACAAAUUCGCCAAGCUGCUGAGGCUUUAGUGAAAAAGCAUCCGUGUCUGAAAGAGAAGACCGGAACAGGAUAUGAUGCCUGGAAAAACAGCCUUUUCUUUAAGAUGGGCAACUACCGUACGAAACUUAGCAGAGCAGGCCUGAAAGAGGUGUCAGUGAAUGCAGGAAAGCGUAGUCGACUUCACCCCACUGCUCCAUCAGCCCACUCUCAAAUCAAGCGCCCCAGACGGGGAGAGAUUAAUUACCUACCAAAUUAUCCCGCCGGUGAAAGCAAGGACAGCUUGGAGGCUCAAAGAAAUGAACUCCAUAGUGAGUUUCAGAAAGCUCCUGCCGAAAGAGAUGGACCACUCAUCUUCUUGCUCAUGCAGAGAACAUUCGCGUUGAGACGUGAGGAAAUAAUCAACAGUCCAAGGCCUAUUGCAGAGCUGAGGGAGCGGUGGCCUGCCCUCUUCUGUGAAGCCCAGCUUUACAAGGAGGUCCAUCGCAUCACGAACCAAAACCUCCCCUUCAACUUCUUCGCGGCACUGGACAAAUACACUCCACAGCUCCUGAACCUCUACAAAGAGAAGCAGACGGGAACCUUGGGCAAGAAAAUGGCUGCGCUUCUUUCUGAUUACAGUAAACAGGAUAAUGACAUCCAGGCAACCAGAACUGCUGUCCUGUUUGGCCUGGCCCUGUAUCUCAAAGAAGAUGCGUCGGAGAUUUUCAAGAGCUGCAAGGAAGUCGACUUCGAGGAAUCCCGAACAGGAGCCGUCACACUCCUUGCACUUACCGAAGACAAUCCAUCUGCAGUACCGUUCAACCCGCAGCACGUUACAGUCAUUCUGGAGGACCAGGUGGUUCUUUCACACAAAUAUUGGGUAGACGCACUUGUUCUUUUGUUUGGUCUGAUCUAUGCCCUGCACCUAGAGUACCCUGCAAAGCUUAAGGGUUUCUUUGAGUUUAUUCAGGUUGUCCUCCUGAACCUCGAUGAUGGAAGGCGUCAGAUUAAGCCAAAAUUGCUGUCACUCAAGAAUGAGUUAGAACUUGGUGUUUGA